Molecule: messenger RNA, 1074 nt
Organism: Caenorhabditis briggsae
Lineage: Eukaryota; Metazoa; Nematoda; Chromadorea; Rhabditida; Rhabditidae
Exons: 4
Coding region: 1-1074 (357 amino acids)
Source: RefSeq, a predicted model, not a curated record
AUGGAUUUGCGACUGGAAAAGUACAACUUGGACAAUCCGGAAGGAGUCCGUAUCGGCGGAUAUGAACAUCCAGUGAUGCUGAAACGCAGACGACUUCUCAACAUAUUGAGCUUGACCGACGAAGGCGAGAUACUCUAUAAAGAUAUGCCACAGCAAACAGCACAUCUGUACAAGAAGGAGAUUGAAGUACUCCAAGAAGAAGCAAAGAAAUACAUUAAAUAUCGAAUCUAUAAGAUUCAUUCUAAUUUCGACGUCCCCAACAAGCUCCUUAAAGCUUACAAGUACGUUUAUUUGCUCGAAGGGCCGGUCAGUAAGGAAGUCUAUGUUGAUGUUCUUGCUGUGAAAUAUGCUGAGACUGAGUGGUGCAAGAAACGGAUUGAGGAGUACCUGGCAUUCAAAUACGGUAGUCAUUUGCUCUCUCUUCAGCAGACAUCCCGUGAGGCAUUUUCAAUGAGAGGAAUGGUUUCAUGGUGCUGGCCAGAAUACGCGGAGUCGACGGUGAACUUCAACUUCUAUCAAAUGGAUUUCUGUCUGGAAAAGUACAAACUGGACACUCCGAAGGGAAUUCGUAUCGGCGGAUAUGAACAUCCAGUAAUGCGCCAACGCAGGCAACUUCAUAGAAUGUUGAGAAUGACCGACGAAGGCGAGAUACUCUAUAAAGAACUGCCACAAGAAACUGCGCAUUUGUAUGGAACGGAAAUGGAAAAACUCAAAGAAGAAGCAGAGAAAUACAUCAAAUAUCGAAUCCAUAAGAUUUAUUCUAAUUUCGACGUCCCUAACAAGCUUCUUCAAGCGUACAAGUACAUUUACUUCCACGAAGCGCCGGUCAAUAAGGAAGUCUAUGUUGAUGUGCUUGCUGUCAAGUAUGCUGAGACCGAGUGGUGCAAGAAUCGGAUCGAAGAGUACCUAGCAUUCAAAUACGGUAGCCAUUUGCGGUCGCUUCAGCAGACAACCCGUGAAGCGUUUUCGUUGAAGGGAAUGGUUCCAUGUUGCUGGCCAGAAGACGCGGAACCGAAAGAGGACUUCCUCUGUGAGAGUUUCAAACAUGACUGGACCAAAUACGAAGACAAGUAG